AUGGGGGAAACUAUAGUGAUUGAUGGGCAUGAGUUUGAUGUUGAUUUGAUUGCUUUUGAUAUGCCUGAUUUUGAUAUGAUUUUGGGAAUGGACUUCCUGAGCAAAUAUGGAGUAUUCAUAGACUUGAGGGCAAUGAAGAUGAUAAGGAAGGGUUGUACAGGGUACAUAGCUAAUGUGGUGAAUAAAGAAAAGUUUCUAGACUUUGGUGUUUGGGAUGUACCCAUAGUACAAGAAUUCGAAGAUGUAUUUCCAGAAGAUUUGCUAGGACUUCCUCCAGAAAGAGAAGUGGAGUUUUGUAUAGAGUUAGCUCUUGGCAUGGCACCAAUAUCUAAAGCCCCGUAUAGAAUGGCUCUAGCAGAGUUACAAGAGUUAAAGAAGCAACUUCAGGAGUUGUUGGAUAAAUGUUUCAUUCGACCCAGUCAUUCUCCAUGA
Molecule: messenger RNA, 432 nt
Organism: Pistacia vera
Lineage: Eukaryota; Viridiplantae; Streptophyta; Magnoliopsida; Sapindales; Anacardiaceae
Exons: 2
Coding region: 1-432 (143 amino acids)
Source: RefSeq, a predicted model, not a curated record